Molecule: messenger RNA, 650 nt
Organism: Malania oleifera
Lineage: Eukaryota; Viridiplantae; Streptophyta; Magnoliopsida; Santalales; Ximeniaceae
Product: large ribosomal subunit protein eL20-like
Exons: 1
Coding region: 85-558 (157 amino acids)
Biological process (GO): translation
Cellular component (GO): ribosome; cytosolic large ribosomal subunit
Molecular function (GO): structural constituent of ribosome
Source: RefSeq, a predicted model, not a curated record
AUGGUUGCCUUCAGGUUUCACCAAUACCAGGUGGUGGGGAGAGCGCUAUCUUUUGAAGCACAUGAGCAUCCGAAGAUCUAUUGAAUGAAACUCUGGGCUACCAAUGAAGUUCACGCCAGAUCCAAGUUCUGGUAUUUUUCGAGGAAGCUGAAGAAAGUUAAGAAGAGCAAUGGACAAAUUCUUGCCAUUAAUGAGAUUUUUGAGAAGAAUCCCACCAAGAUCAAGAACUAUGGGAUAUGGCUGCGGUAUCAGAGCAGAACUGGUUAUCACAACAUGUACAAGGAAUACAGAGACAUAACUCUUAACGGAGCUGUUGAACAAAUGUACACUGAAAUGGCAUCACGCCACAGGGUGAGGUUUCUAUGCAUCCAAAUUAUCAAGACAGCCACCAUUCCUGCAAAGCUUUGCAAGAGGAAGAGCACCAACCAGUUUCACAACUCAAAAAUCAAAUUCCCCUUGAUUUCUAAGGUGUUAAUGCCUCCAACCAGAAAGCUCAAGACAACAUACAAGGCAUCAAGGCCCAACUUAUUUGUAACUCUCGUCAUUGCGUGCUACUAACAUCAUCUAAAUGCCUUUCAAGUUGAUUAGUUUGUUAAACUAGUGAGGACUACAAAUGGGAAUUGUUUUUCUAUGGAUUUGUUUUUUAAAAA